Messenger RNA from Argiope bruennichi, 792 nucleotides. Its product is annotated as cuticle protein 10.9-like. The transcript has 4 exons. Gene Ontology annotation, cellular component: chitin-based extracellular matrix. Bases 79 to 507 code for a protein of 142 amino acids. Gene Ontology annotation, molecular function: structural constituent of chitin-based larval cuticle. The record is from RefSeq and is a predicted model, not a curated record. NCBI's taxonomy places the organism in Eukaryota, Metazoa, Arthropoda, Arachnida, Araneae, Araneidae.
AGGAGAAAGUCAUUCGAUUCUCUGGUCUCUGAUCGUGCAUAUCCCUUCGUAGGAAUUUCGAAAAUACCUUCACUGAAAAUGCUGUUUAAGGGUCUUCUUCUCCUUUCCAUCGCCGCUGUAGCCUUGGCUCAGUACGGACACGGAUACGGUGCUCCUGCUCCCGCAUACGGUCACAAUGACUAUGCUCAACCCAUCCCCUACCAAUAUGGCUUCGACAUCGUAGGAGGAGAUCACCACACCGGAGACUUCAAACAGACCCGACAAGAGCAAGGUGAUGGACACGGCAAUGUCCAAGGAAGCUACAGCUACGUCGAUGCUCACGGAAUCUCCCGACAGGUCGACUACGUCGCUGACGGACACGGAUUCAGAGCUCAAAUCAAAACCAACGAACCUGGAACUGACAACCAGAGCCCCGCUGAUGUUGAGCUCCACGCCCAACCCGCCCAGGUCCAUGCCCCAGCACCCGCUUACGGAUAUUCAGCCCCAGCUCCCCGACGACACCACUAAGUCAGAAACAACUCAGGUAUUCAUCUCACAGACUUCAUCAAAGAAAAAAUAGUCGAUAAAUUAAAGCAUCUCUUUACAAGAAUUGAUGCAUUUGUCUUCAAAAGGUAGAUGAAAAUCUGCCCUAUUGAGCUCAAAAAUUAUUUAUUAUGUAAUAAACAAUUUCGUCAUAAAAAAAAACCACGCAACAUGCCAAAUUUAUUUAUUUAGUUAGUUUAUUGUGAAAUAUAUGUGUAUGUAUUUUGUAGUUGAAUAGUUCAGAAUAAAUAAAUUAUUUCUUACAAAAAA